Thamnophis elegans (Western terrestrial garter snake) is the source of this 4249-nucleotide messenger RNA. RefSeq names its product glycogenin 1 (gene GYG1). Gene Ontology annotation, cellular component: cytoplasm. The record is from RefSeq and is a predicted model, not a curated record. Gene Ontology annotation, molecular function: glycosyltransferase activity. Lineage: Eukaryota; Metazoa; Chordata; Lepidosauria; Squamata; Natricidae.
UGAACACUAAACAUUAUCAAUUUCUUUAGUAAAGAGUAAAUAACAUGUAUUUUCCGCACACCAACAACACUUUGAGGUAGAUUGUACUGGGAGAGAGUGAUUGACCCAGUCUCACAGCCAGCUUCCAUGCCUAGGGUAGGAGUUUCCUGGUUUCUAGGCCAACACCUUAACUAUUGUACCCGACAGGCUAUUCCUUCCUUCCUAAAUUAUAAUUACAGAAUACAAAUGCCAGUUUAUCACACUUUUAACUUUCAGCAGUUAGAAAGUACAUUAAUUAGAACCUUGUCCAGACUUUAAUUUAAACACAAAUUCUAGCUAGGUUUUCAGAUUGAAAGGACAAGACUUUUGUAUGCAACUAAUGAUAACACUGAAUCAGCUGGUUUGAGCCUCUCAUCUAUAUUUCAGUUGCUAUCUACUGACAGAGCAGAAAUAUCUCCGGGUUAGGCUGCCUACAAUUGCUCUGAAUAAUAAUUUCCAGAUGUAAUAUGACUUGCUUACCAGGUAGAUGGCUAAGGCCUGUAAGGCUAUGUCUCAAACAGAUUAGCUGUUCACAAUGAGGAUGUAUUACUGAGACAGGUAAAAAGUCUUUUUUCCCUUACCACCGUUGCAUCAUCUUCAAAUAUUUUCUUUUCAGCCAACAGAGCAAUUGAUUAUGGAAGCUCACAAGGGAGGGGAUAUGUACACUCCAAACCCAUUCUUGGGCACACAACCAUUACAAUUGGAUGGGUGUGGUAGUUAUGUAAAUAUAUUCAAGUAAUGAUUUUAUGCAUAAGGAAUUAAAAUACACUGUUGAGUUUAUCAGCUUGCUUAUGAUAAACAUCUCAGGACACACAUGUGGAGAUGAUCAAAGAACCAGCUUUGAUAUUCCAUUGCAAAAUUGGAUAUGUAUAAACUUGUGGUCAUUGCCUAAGGAGGGCAUAAUGUAGACUAGGUUGGUCUGCUCUAACCUGCCGGUAAAUGUUUUGAUAAUGUGUUCCAUGGGGAGAAAUUCAUGAAUUUGUAGAAACUUUAUUUUAGCACUACAUGGGUGGGAAGCUCUGAGCCUUUUCUCCUACAACCCACUAAAUUAAAUCCCAUGCAAAAGUAGAGAGCAAAGUAUUUAAUUAGAAAUCCAUUUGUUAUGUAUAAUUUAAACUUGUGACAGCCAGUGUAUCUUGCACAAUUUGAAUUGCUAAACACAUUUCCUAACAAUUUCACUGACAUAGGAGUUUCCUAUUUCCAGAUAAUUUGAAGUUUGAUAGUUUCACCUCCACAAAAGUAUAACCCUGCAACAGCACAAAAAGGGACAUGGUAUCCCUUAACGUGUGGCAAGCAUGUCCCUUUGAAUGUUUUCUGUUUAAGAUUAUAUAUUUUAUCCAUUAGUCCAUUGUCACAGAUAAGACUGGAAAGAAAAUAAAAGUGGAUGAAGUUUGGUCCUAUCCUGCAAUAAGAACUUUUCAACAUGCAUGUUCUACCACUAUUGGUUAGGUAAUUGUAGAUAUCAAUUGCAUUAAGAUAUGCAUGAGUUUUUAUUUAUUUAUUAAAAUUAUAAAUUUAAUGAACAUAUUUUACAUUACAUUACAUAGCAGCAAUUAUCAGCCCCAGCUCUAUUGCCAAAGCCAAAAGAGGGUGGCAGAAUGUCAAGUCACCUUCAUCUUCUCUAAUCUAGUAUGUUCCUAAACUGAUCAGCCAAAAGCUUCUUGGAAUCCCAUAGAAAGGCAAUAUUUUAUUUUGUGAUCUCAAAAAUGUUUUAUUUAUUUGUUAUAUUUAUAUAGCCACCCAUCUUGCAAUCAAGUGACUUAUGCUGUAUGGAUAUAUAGGUCAGUGAUGGCGAACCUUCUAGACAUUGAGUGCCCAAAGUGCACGCACACCCAAACUGCAAGGCGUGAGUGCAUGCAUGUGAGCACCGUGCACACACACCCCACACAUGCACAGCAGUGACUCAAAGACCAGUUGACCGACGGGAGGCUUGCGUGCAUGAGCAGCAGAGCUGGGGCAAAGGCACACAUGCCCACAGAAAGGGCUCUGCUUGCCACCUCUGGCACAUGUGCCAUAGGUUCACUACCACUGAUAUAGGUACUGUAGUCCUCAAUAUAUGACCAACAAGCAGUCAAAAAUGGCCUCAUAAAAAGUAACUCAUGACUUGUACACAUAUUUAUGACUAUCGCACCACCCCUGCAAUCAUGCAUCACAAUUUAGACAUUUGACAACCAGUUCAUGUGUACAACUGGUUGCAGUAUACUAUGGUCAUGUGAUCACAAUUUGCAACCCUUUUUUUCAGUGGUGGGCUGGAUUCACUUAAUGGCUGCAUUGUUUGCUUAAUGUGAUUUAGUUAAUGUCCGAGGUGAUUUAUUUAACCAUUGUAACAAUUGUCUUAAAAUUUGGACCGAUUUAACUUAUGACAACAACCACUUAGGAUGGAAAUUCCGGCCCCAGUUGUGAUUGUAAGUCAAGUACUACUUGCAUAAAUACAGUCAUUCUUUUUCACCCAAAAAGUAAAUCCUAUCUUUCUGGAACUACUGCCAGAAUAAAACGGAGUUAUGGAUCCCUAAGAAUACACUAUGUGCAAUGACAGGUCUUUUCCACAUUAAUGAAAUGUGUGUCUCUUUUCCUUAAGACCAAUCUUUUGUGACACUAGCCACAAAUGAUUCCUAUGUAAAAGGAGCACUUGUCCUUGGAUCAUCGCUACGGAAUUACAGAACGACAAGGAAGUUGACAGUAUUGAUCACUCCCCAUGUAUCGGAGGCAAUGAGGACAGUCUUAGAAAAGGUCUUUGAUGAAGUGAAGCUGGUGGAUGUUUUGGACAGUGGUGAUUCAGCCCAUCUUGCACUAUUGAAAAGGCCUGAACUUGGUGUUACUUUGACAAAACUCCACUGCUGGGAACUAACACAGUAUUCAAAGUGUGUGUUUAUGGAUGCAGACACAAUGGUCUUGUCAAACAUCGAUGAACUUUUUGAAAGAGAAGAACUUUCUGCAGCCCCAGAUCCAGGCUGGCCUGACUGUUUCAAUUCAGGAGUUUUUGUCUAUAGGCCUUCCAUUGAAACAUUCAAUCAACUGUUACAACUUGCCACAGAAAAAGGCAGCUUUGAUGGUGGGGACCAGGGUCUGUUGAACACUUUCUUCAGCAGUUGGGCAACUACAGAUAUUAGCAAGCAUCUCCCAGUUAUUUAUAACUUAAGCAGCAUUUCUAUUUAUUCCUACCUCCAGCAUUUAAAGCGUUUGGGAUGAAUGCCUAAAGUUGUGCACUUUCUGGGCAGAGUGAAACCAUGGAAUUAUACUUAUGACUCCAAAACAAAAAGUGUCAAAGACGACGCUCAAGAUCCCACAAUGAUUCAUCCAGAGUUCCUCAAUAUUGGGUGGGACACUUUUGUCACAAAUAUCUUACCAUUAUUACAGCAGCAUGGUGUAAUCAAAGAUGCAGCUACUGGUGUAAAGGCGGAAGAGGUAACAGAGGCAGUGUCCCACCUGUCACUAUCAGCAGCAGCAAUGCCACAUUCGUCACCAUCACCACCAGCUAUGUCCUCAGAAGAACGUAAAGAAAAAUGGGAGCAAGGUCAGGCUGACUACAUGGGAGCAGAUAGCUUUGACAACAUCAAGAAAAAAUUGGACACCUACCUCCAGUAAAAGCACUUGUAUUUGCUCCCCCAAAUAUCAGCAAUACAAGGACUUGUUUCAGAGCUGUAGCACUAGAAAAGUCAGCUAGGGUCAGUUAGGUUUGCCAGAAGCAUUGCCACUGCUCAACUGAAGGUUUUUUGAUAAUACUGCAGGUAAGAACUGAGCAAAAGCUGUUUAAGUAUGAAUUCUUGUGCCAAUCAUGUGUCCAACAGUCAGAUUUUUUUCUUUUGCUCAAAAACCCAUGGAUAGCCUGCAAAGAACCUGAGAACAGGACACUGAACUGGCCUGAAACUUAGACCUAAAAGACUGUGCAUUACCUCUCCCUUCCUUCCACACAUGCACCACCAUACAUUCUGCUUGCUACAAUAAUGGCUAGAGAUUCAGGCAGCUAUAACAGAAGAGCCUUACAAUACUAGCAUAUGUAUAUGCAACUGGGUAACUGUAAAGUUACCUUUCUGCCAGUUCCAGCCAUUUCCAGCCAUUUCUGACCAGAUUUCUAUGCACAAAACUACAGCAUGGCAAAUGCUUUUGUUCAGUUCUCUGUAUGACUGACAAGUAAAUCUGUGAACUGUAAUGGCCACUCAAAGUACAAAAUAAAGCAUUGUUGAAAGUUUGUCAACUCAUCAAGUGGCAAUAAAAUCUGUGACCCUCUGAA